Impatiens glandulifera is the source of this 1214-nucleotide messenger RNA. Its product is annotated as zinc finger protein WIP2-like. NCBI's taxonomy places the organism in Eukaryota, Viridiplantae, Streptophyta, Magnoliopsida, Ericales, Balsaminaceae. The transcript has 2 exons. Gene Ontology annotation, molecular function: DNA-binding transcription factor activity. Bases 210 to 1040 code for a protein of 276 amino acids. Gene Ontology annotation, biological process: regulation of gene expression; anatomical structure development. Gene Ontology annotation, cellular component: nucleus. The record is from RefSeq and is a predicted model, not a curated record.
CUCUCUUUUUCUUGUUAUCUCCAUCCAGCCUUUUUACAAGGGUUGAGAAAAUUCUCCAUUUCCAUAGUACUUUUAACCCUCUUUCUCUCUCUCUCUCUUUCUUUGCUAAAUAUUUAUAUAGAGGCUGCAUACAGUUUUCUGUCAGUAUAUAUGAAUGAAUAAUACUAACCAAAAUUGGUAAACAAAUCUUUCACAAAAUAAAAUAAAAAAUGGCAGAACCCUAUUCCAAUUUCUUCAUCCCUCUUCUUCCCUCACAAGAAUCAAUUAUGUCUCCUGUUCGUGAAGCUCUUCCUCUUUUGGGUAACUUAUGUUCAAUGAGAACUAGGGUUCCUGAUGAUGAAAAGAAAAAUGAUUAUGAAGAUGAAGAACAAGGAAGUGUGACAGUUUCUCUUAACAUAGGACUCUCUAAUUACUCUUGUCCGAAUUCAGAAGUGAUUCAUGAACAUGAACAUGAAGAUGAUCAUGGUGUGGUUUCAGGGUACCCUUUGAGCCGAAUCAACAAGGGUCAGUAUUGGAUUCCAACCCCAGCUCAGAUUCUCAUUGGUCCUACUCAGUUCUUAUGUCCUGUUUGUUUCAAGACUUUUAGCAGAUACAAUAACUUACAGAUGCACAUGUGGGGUCACGGAUCUCAAUACAGGAAGGGUCCUGAGUCCUUAAGAGGGAUCCAACCGACAGCGAUGCUAAGGUUGCCAUGUUAUUGUUGCGCUCAAGGUUGCAAGCACCAUAUAGACCACUCAAACGCGAGGCCAUUAAAGGACUUUCGGACCUUGCAAACACACUACAAGAGAAAGCAUUGGACCAAGCCAUUUAUGUGUAGGAAAUGUAACAAACCAUUCGCGGUGAAAGGCGAUUGGAGGACUCACGAGAAGAAUUGCGGGAGAGUUUGGUAUUGCACUUGUGGAUCUGACUUUAGGCACAAAAGGUCGUUGAAGGAUCACAUUAAGGCAUUUGGGAACGGCCAUGGUGUGCUUAACUUUGAGAGUUUUGAACAUGAGGACGACGAUUUAGGUUCUUAUGAGAUUGAUGACGACGAAGCUUAAAUCUUGAGCAAAAGAAGAAUAAAGCAUUUAUUUGAUACAAAUAAUUAAACAAUGUUGUAACCACCUUAAUGUGUAUAUUUUUUUUUCUUUUUGUUCCAUUUUGGUUUUUAUUGUGUUUAUGUCCACUAGCUAAUACUUUGAGUUUCAAUGCUAAUGGUUUCUUUGUUUUUCUUA